Messenger RNA from Chaetura pelagica (chimney swift), 833 nucleotides. RefSeq names its product low density lipoprotein receptor adaptor protein 1 (gene LDLRAP1). The record is from RefSeq and is a predicted model, not a curated record. Bases 42 to 833 code for a protein of 263 amino acids. Lineage: Eukaryota; Metazoa; Chordata; Aves; Apodiformes; Apodidae. The transcript is spliced from 8 exons.
CAGAGAACUGGACAGACACCCGUGAGACACUGCUGGAGGGGAUGCUCUUCAGCCUCAAGUACAUGGGCAUGACACUAGUGGAGCAGCCCAAGGGAGAGGAGCUCUCUGCAGCUGCUGUCAAAAGGAUCGUCGCUACCGCAAAAGCAAGUGGAAAGAAGCUGCAGAAGGUGACUCUGAAAGUCUCACCCAGGGGGAUCGUGUUAAACGACAGUGGAACCAACGAGCUGAUCGAGAACAUCUCCAUAUACAGGAUAUCCUACUGCACGGCAGACAAGACCCACGAUAAAGUGUUUGCCUACAUUGCCCAGAACCAGCUCAAUGAGAACCUGGAGUGCCAUGCCUUCCUCUGUACCAAACGGAAAAUGGCACAAGCUGUCACCCUCACUGUAGCCCAGGCCUUCAAAAUUGCUUUUGAGUUAUGGCAAGCAGCUAAGGAAGAGAAGGAGAAGCGGGAAAGGUCCAUCUUGGAAGGAGAAGGGACAAGCAGCUCCAGCUCAGAUGCCCCUGCCCAUCCUGACACACCAGCAGCCACGGGCAACUUGCUGGAUUUAGAAGAUCCUGCCAAAUCACCCCUGUCCAGCAGCACAAACUCCCCACAGUUGGACAACAACAUGUUUGGGCCCAGCUCCUCUGUAAAUAACAACGUGGUGUGGGAAAUGGAUGAUGGUCUCGACGAGGCUUUUUCAAGACUGGCUCAGUCAAGAACAAACCCUCAUGUCCUCGACACGGGUCUGACUGCUCAAGACAUCCAGAGUGCAGAAUCGUUCUCACCUGUAGACUGGAAUAAAAUAGAUUCCAACACAGGGGAGAAAGAUGAUCUCUUCAUGUUUUGA